CAAGAAAACAGAGAGUUUAAUCACCCAAAACCCUAAAAUGGAUACAAAACUUAUAGUUCUAUGCUUCUUGCUAACGUACUCCUUGUCCAUGGCGGCAGCUUCAUCGGAAGCUGAGCCUCCAACAACAAGGAAACUCGGAAGGCACGAUUGGCCAGGAGCGGAGGCAGAAGCACCAGAAGUUUCACAUUUGGAAGAGACUGUACGGCGAGGCCAUCACCAUUCCACGGUGGAAAGAUCGGUCGCCGGCGGUGGAGUUAUUCUCGGAGGCUUAGCGACUACGUUUCUUGUGGUGGUGUUUUGCUAUAUAAGGGCUACGAGGAAACACAAACCCAAUUAUGAUGAAAAGGAGACUGAGACGCCUAAGGUGUUAGUUUAAUUUUGACUUUUCGUAAAUCUUUGUAAAUUUUUUCGUUGUUUUUUUUUCUUGUGAUGUAAAAUGAUUUUGUUUUAUUUUUUUUUUGUCUUCUUCGUAGUUAGUUAUAUAAAUUGAGCUUCAUUCUC
Molecule: messenger RNA, 501 nt
Organism: Arabidopsis lyrata subsp. lyrata
Lineage: Eukaryota; Viridiplantae; Streptophyta; Magnoliopsida; Brassicales; Brassicaceae
Exons: 1
Coding region: 38-376 (112 amino acids)
Source: RefSeq, a predicted model, not a curated record